ACAACCAUUACAUUUAUUAUCUGAUUUAUCUGUUGUUUACAAUGAUUGUAGCAGAAGGUGUAAGCAAUAGUUCGUUAAGAGCUAUGAAAUUUUGAGCUGAAAAUCUAAUAUAAAAAAUAUUACUUGAUUUUCUGUAUACCCUUCAAAUGUUAGUGUUCGCGAUUAAGUCUCUUUCUAAAUGUGUUUAAGUCUAGUAUGUUUUAAUUAAUUUACAUCAAAAUGUAGUAAAAAUGUAGUAACAUGGUAUUAAGCCUUUAUAUAUUAAUAGUUUUAAAUCUGAAAAAUACUAAAACGGGUAAAUAUUAGAUGAAAAUGUUUUGUUUCAGAUCAAUGACACUACACUUGAACGGAUGAGCUGUGUCUUAUCAUUCAAUCGUUUCAAAGGUUCGCAUACAUAUGACAAAAUAGCUGAAAUGCUAUUUGGUGUCCAGUCUGAGUAUGGACUAAAACAUGAACAGUUGAUUUCGACCACUACAGACAAUGGGUCUAAUUUCGUUAAGGCGUUCAGAGAAUUUGGUAUUGCUGAUUAUGUACCAGAUUUCUCAGGUCUUCAAGAUACGAUGGAAUUGGAUAAUUUGAGCACAAGUGACAUUUUAUAUGAAGAGGUGCUUUUAGUUAAUAAUUCCGAAGAACUUGAAACAAGGGGCUUGUAUUUACCACGACAUCUGAGAUGUGCCAGUCACACCCUAAGCCUGUUGGCCACAACAGACUUGAAUAAUUUCAUAAGAGGAGAUUCUCUUAUUAGCAGAAUCCAUUAUUCUGCUAUUGCCAAAUGCACCCUGCUCUGGAACAUGUCAAGGAGACCAAAGUCUGCAGAAAUAAUUAAAGAUCAUCUUGGGCAUCAGCUAUUAUACCCAUGCCCAACAAGGUGGAAUUCCCUGUACGACGCCAUUCUCCAUCUCAUGAAAAGCAAAACCACAUUGAAUGGUUUAUUUGAAAAGUUAGGCAAACCAAACACAUUCUCUGCAGUAGAAUUCGAAUACUUAGAAGAGUUUUUGGAGGUUUUAAAACCGAUCGCAUCAGCUCUUGACUAUCUUCAAGGAGAUAAUUGCUAUUAUGGUAAACUUUUACCCACAUUGAUGAGUGUUAAAACCAAACUGGAAAGACAACGAGACAGCAAUCUGCGCCACUUCCCUAGAGUUUUACCAAAACUACUAGAAAGUUUAGGAAACAGAUUUGAGAAAUUUCUCCAACUGACACCUGAGGCCAAUGAAGCGAUUCUGGCAGCAUGCUUCCACCCAGCGUACAAAAUGCGAUGGCUGCCAGAAUCCUGUCCAAUUGAAGACAAGCAAAGGUUACAAAACCUUGCGAUCACGACGUUAGAAUCUGCUUCAGAACUUCCUAGAAGUAGUAGUAGUUCGAGCAAGAAUGAAGACGAUGAUUUCAUCGUCUUCGCUGACUAUACACGUGAUAGGCCGGCCACGUCUAUGGAGUUAGAACUAGUGAGUUUUUUUAAUGAUAAGGGGAAAGACCUUAGUGUCCUUCAACGGUACCCAAACGUUAGAAAAAUGUUCAUCAAAUUUAAUACGAGCUUAUGCUCUUCCGGUCCAGUUGAAAGACUGUUUUCUUUGGCUGGAUUUAUUCAUUCGCCAACUAGACGGAACUUAUCCGACAACACUUUUAAGAAUUUAGUUUAUAUGAAGGGGAAUUCCGUUUUUAACUCAUAAAAACCUAUAAAAAGUGUUGUCAGAUAAGUUUCUAAGAAGUCGUUAAGUGUAUUUUGUAUUUUGUAUUUGAAAUACAUUAUUUUAAACUCUGUAUUUUGUAUUUUUUAUUUGAAAUACAGUUUAGAAUGUAUUUAGUAUUUUGUAUUUGAAAUACAUUUUUGAAUGUAUUUAGUAUUUGGUA
Molecule: messenger RNA, 1848 nt
Organism: Cydia splendana
Lineage: Eukaryota; Metazoa; Arthropoda; Insecta; Lepidoptera; Tortricidae
Exons: 2
Coding region: 351-1667 (438 amino acids)
Molecular function (GO): protein dimerization activity
Source: RefSeq, a predicted model, not a curated record